AUGUCGGAAAAUCCUAACAUGGGAAAAGUAUUUCAGAAGGAAAAUAAAGAAAAUGUAAAUGCAUAUUUAAAGAAGUUGCAUGAUUCCCUCAACAGCAUGAGGCCACCAUUGAAAUCAAUUGCAGAAUGGAAAAAGGUUUGGAUAGACCAGAAGAGAUAUGUUCGCAAAAAGGCUAUUCAGAAUGCGCAAAAUAAAAAACAGACCGGCGGAGGACCGUGUAAAGAGUAUGCAUUCUCUGUUCUGGAACAGUCCAUUUUGGAUUUAGCAGCGACAAUGGAAAGCGUGGAAGAUAUAUAUGGUGGCAGGGUUUUUGGUUUACAAGCUAGCUCAUCUAACACAAUUGAUAGCAACCAGUGUGAAACAACUAAGAAUGAAGAACGUGAUGGUAUAAAAUCACUUGAUGUGGACUAUGAGUACAACAAAAAAGCGUGGAUGACAAGUGAAAUUUAUGAUAAGUGGCUCAAACUAGAUAAAGUCUUUGUUGCCCAAAAUAGGAAAAUACUACUGUUCGUUGACAAUUGUCCCGCACAUCCUAAAAAUGUACAAGCAAAUUUAAAAAACAUUAAACUGCAAUAUUUUCCUCCUAAUUUGACGUCUGUUCCACAACCAAUGGACCAAGGGAUUAUUCAAAAUCUCAAGCAACAUUAUAGAAAACGAAUUGUGAUGAAAGUUUUGGCCCAUAUGGAAGAACCAACUCCUACGACUGUGUCGUUACUUGAUGCAAUCAGGGAUCUAAACAAAACCUGGAAUUUGGGUGUAAAACCACAAACAAUCAGCAAUUGUUUUAGAAAGGCUGGUUUUGCUAAAGGUGAGUUAAUGCAGAAUGCUACUACGGAUGACUGGGAUGAAAAAGACGAUCUUCCAUUGUCUGAAUUGAAACAAAUUUGGACCACAUAUCGAACGGCAAUGGGACCCGAUAAUGUGUCUUUUGAUGAUUACGUCGAUAUUGACGAUGGUGUGCAAACAAUGGGAUUCCCAACAGAUGAAGAUAUUUUAGAUAGCGUCAUGGAAAAUCCAGUUCCUUCUGGAAAAGACUUAGAGGAGGAAGUCUCUAGUGAAAGCGAGGUUGAAACAACAACUGAAACUAUACCCACAUUUAAUCAAGCGUAUUCUGCUAUCCAGACCCUAAGAAAUUUUACUUCGUCAAAAGAAAAUAUUCCCAAUGCAGUACAUGCGUCAAUAAAUGUAGUGGAACAUUUUAUAGAGAAAGAGAAAUGGUCCGUAUUUAAAAAAAAAAAUUACCAAUUUUUCCAAUAA
Messenger RNA from Bactrocera tryoni, 1257 nucleotides. Its product is annotated as tigger transposable element-derived protein 4-like. The record is from RefSeq and is a predicted model, not a curated record. Lineage: Eukaryota; Metazoa; Arthropoda; Insecta; Diptera; Tephritidae. Gene Ontology annotation, cellular component: nucleus. The transcript has 4 exons. Gene Ontology annotation, molecular function: DNA binding. The coding region runs from base 1 to 1257 and encodes 418 amino acids.